AUGUCGGUGUAUGCGAAAUUUUUGAAGGACAUUGUCUCAAAUAAGAGAAGCACGGGAAGAUUCAACACGGUGGCAUCGACACAAGAAUACAACACUAUAAUUCCACCAAAGAUGCGCGACCCAGACAAUUUUACAAUACCCUGCUCAAUAGGAGGAAUUUACAUUGGUCAAGCAUUAUUCGAUCAUAGGGCAAGCAUAAACUUAAUGCCCCUUUCAAUUUUCAAAAGAUUGAAUGUGGGACAGCUAACACCCACAAUGGUGACUCUUCAACUCGCCGAUAGAUCCUUGGUGCACCCUAAAGGGAAAUUAAAGGAUGUCUUGGUAACAAUAGAUAGAUUCAUUGUCUUAGAUUAUAAGGCGGAUAAAGAUGUUCCAAUCAUAUUAGGACGACCAUUCUUGCCUACUGGUCGUGCUCAAAUAGAUGUGCACAAGAGAGAAAUCACAAUGAACAUCAAUGGAAAGAAGCUCAUAUUCAAUAUUAUCAAGGCAAUGAAGUUCCCAGAUGAGGAAGGCUUAUGA
Molecule: messenger RNA, 519 nt
Organism: Benincasa hispida (wax gourd)
Lineage: Eukaryota; Viridiplantae; Streptophyta; Magnoliopsida; Cucurbitales; Cucurbitaceae
Source: RefSeq, a predicted model, not a curated record